AGAUCCUGACGCAGCCCAGCUCUGGGUCCCCCUCUCUUCUAAGCCAGCUGGUCUGGCUUAAUGUCAACUUCUGUCUUUCACUUUCUUUCCUUUUUUUAAAAAAAAAAACAAUCCUUUUUUUUCUUGUUUGAUACAAGGGAUUGACUGAGCUAACCCACAGCUGGAGCUGCUGGGGAACCUUCCAGGUGAAGAUACAGCAGAAAGCACUGGUGCUCGCUGACACGCCUGAGACAAGCGCGUGCUGCCCCUCAGGAGGAGACUCACCGAUGGAGUGAACCGCUGGACGGAGAGAGAGAGACACGCAGAGAAAAGUCACGGGAAGAAGAAGAAGACAUGCAGGACUGAAGCCAGCGCGGAGGAGCCAGCCAGCAGUUUGGGAUUGAAACGUGAAAAACCUUGAGGACCUGAAAGUCAAAACCAAGGAGCCAAAGUAGAAGAAGACGUUUGUGAAAAAGAGGAAAAGCAACAGAGAAAAUAACCAAGAUGGGGAGAAAAAAGAUUCAGAUAGCGCGGAUCAUGGACGAACGAAACAGACAUGUGACUUUCACCAAGCGUAAGUUUGGUCUGAUGAAGAAGGCGUACGAGCUGAGCGUGCUGUGCGACUGUGAGAUCGCCCUCAUCAUCUUCAACAGCACCAACAAGUUGUUCCAGUACGCCAGCACCGACAUGGACAAAGUUCUGCUCAAAUACACCGAGUACAACGAGCCCCACGAGAGCAGGACCAACUCCGACAUCGUGGACACGCUGCGUAAGAAGGGUUUAAACGGCUGCGACAGCCCCGACAUCGAGGCCGACGACUCCGCGGGCCAGAGCCCGGAGUCCGAGGACAAGUACCGCAAGAUCAACGAGGACAUCGACCUGAUGAUCAACAGACAGAGACUCUGCCAGGGUCUGCCCCCCUCCAACUACGACAUGGGGGUGUCCAUCCCAGGCAGCAACACCAGCGGACUCCUGUACUCCCACCCUGGAAUAGGGGGCGGUCUGAGUAACCACAACCUGCUGCCCAUCUCUCACACACACCCCUCCCUGCAGAGAAACAGCAUGUCCCCUCAGCGGCCCUCCAGCACUGGGAAUGCAGGACUGAUGGGUUCAGAGCUGACUGUGGUCUCCAGUGUGGGAAACGGCAGCUACAGCGGCCACUGCCCCUCCCCCGGCCUCCUGUCUCCUGGAGGAGUCUCCAAAAACCUGCAGGACAAGAGUCCUCCUCAGAUGAGCAUGAGCCGCAAGCCCGACCUCCGGACCCUGAUGCCCCCCUCCAACAAGUGCAACAACAUGCCGACUAUAAACCAGAGAAUAAAUCACUCUCAGACCGCUCAGACGCUGUCGACUCCCUCCGUCUCCAUCGCUGCUCCGACUCUACCUGGGCAGGGGAUGGGCGGGUACCCGUCGACGCUCAGCUCUUCUUAUGGCACAGAGUUCUGCCUGGGGACCGACCUGUCCUCUCUGUCUGGAUUCGGAGGCUCUGGUCUGGGAUCAGUGACGAGCUGGCAGCACCAGCAGAUCCAGAACCUGCAGCACCCAGCACUCGGACACAUGGGGAACUUGUGUCAGAACUCGAACCUGAACCUCCCCUCCGCCCAUCAGAACCUGCACAUCAAGUCCGAGCCAGCCUCUCCCCCCAGAGACCGGGGCGUCGGCAUGGUCGGCGCAGGAGUACUCGGAGGGGGCGUGACCACAGCCGGAUACUCCGCCUCUGGCCGGGGUCCCAACGACGCGGGCCGCUCCCCCGGCGACAGCGCGUCCAGCUGCGGGAGCUCGUACGAGGGCAGCGAGGACCGCGAGGAUCACCACUGCAACGACAGCUUCCUCCUGCGACCCCUGUCCGGUCAGGACGAGCGCCACAGCCCGUCGGUCAAACGCAUGAGGCUAUCGGAGGGGUGGGCGACAUGAUGGGGGGCGGGUCCACGAGCAGAGGGGAAGGGAUGUUAGGAAAGUUACCUUAUAGUGUUAUUAUUAUUAUUAUUAUCAUCAUAUUCUUCUUGUACUGAGUGGGUGUGCUAUAUGUGUAAUGGUAACAUGUACGUGAGGGGGGGCCGUGUCGCUGAUACAGUGACGCUCUGCUGUAUUUACUACAUGUACUGUAGCGAGACUCGUACACUAGGGGAUGACUCCUGGAGACCGGGACCCGAGUCCAAACCUGGAAGAGAUGAAAACUCAAAACUGAGUCAAAAAAAUCUCAGUAAAAAGGAGAAUUUAGGAGUUUUGAUAAUGAAUGAAUCUUCGUCUUAUUAACGUUUGUUGAUAUCAGUCGUGUGUUGUUACGAACUGUGAGAAACAGGAAACGCUAACAGCGACGCAGUUAUCUCCGAAACAUCCAGAGGCAGAACACAGCCGCAAAAAACACGUCUGCAGUGCAGUGAAGGAAUAAUAAGAGUUAGAUAAGAUCCAUAUCACCCGUAACUGAAUAUGAAGCUACAGAGGCCAGUUAGCUUAGCUUAGCUUAGCUUAGCUUAGCAUAAAGAUUGGAAACGGGGGGAAACUGUUAGCUUGGUUCUGUCUGAAAGUAACAAAAUCCCCCUAACGACAACCCUAACAAACACAAAUUAACACAGUUAUUUCUCGUCCAUUUAAUCUGACAAAAAGUAAAAUAUAAAAAUAGGUUUUGUGUAAGUGGAAAAAGAUCAGAUUUUAAAAAAACAAAACAAAUCACAUGUCCCUAAAUAAAACUGGCACGACGAGAAACAAAGUCCAGCUGCAAAUAAUCGUUUCAUCUUAUUGUAAUGAUUUAAACUCAACAGUAAACCUGUUAAAGCUAUGUUUUAUUUUGAAAGGAUUAACACGUGAUGUUUAUCCUGCAUCAGAUAAACAGACGUCCCAAACAGCAGGUGUGACGUUAACAGUCAUCACCUCUCGCACGCUGCAGUAAUUUGUAGCGUAUAAAAUCCUGAACAGAAUGCAUGAUGGGUAAUAUUCAUCAUCAUUUGAAGCUUUUUAUAUUUUUACUGAGAUGUUUUUGACACAUGUUCUCAGGCUUGUUUCUCAGCGGUCUGAUGGUCCAGGAGUCGUUCACAUGAACAUGUACUGAAGAGGCUGGAGGGGUCGUUGGUUGUUGUACAUGUGAUGUUUGUUUUGUGUGUGUUCUGGGGGGGGGGGGGGGGUUAAGUUAAAAGCACAUUCAUGUAUGUGCACAUGUAUGCAAACUAACAUAAAGGUCAAAGUGAAGAAGUCUGGUACUCUGAACGCUGAAGCUACUGGUGAGUUUAGUAACGUGGAUCAUUGGAGCCAUGAGCGGGCGUUUCACCGCCGCACAUGCCCUGUUGCAGGUUCAACAUAUUUGCGCACAUACAAACAUAAAAGCACAUUUAAAAUAUUAAUGUAUGGAAGGUAAAGGAUGGAAAAUAAAAGAGAAAGAGAGAGCAUGAGUACGUACAGUAAGAGAGAGAGAGAGAGGGAGGAAUGUAGAGGUGAGGAGAGAAAUGGUGACAGGAAGUUUUCAUGUGAGUGAGUAGAAACUUAUUUGCAACAGGUUGCAUAGAAAACAAGCUUCGGACAAAUUUCAAUUGAUGUGAAAAAAACUUUUCAGAGUUAGUGAAAAACUUUCAGAGCCAUCGUAGAAAAAAUGAUUCAGUCCAGAUACAAAAAAACGUGUGGAAGCAAAGAUAAUAAUAAUAAUAAUAACUGUGGAAAUUAACCACUGCUGAAUACUUGUAUUUUUUAUUUUAGAAAUUAAUGUCUUUGUACAUUAAAAAUACAGAUAUAACAAAUUCUAAAAUACAUAUACACAGACACAGUUAUACCAACAUAUUCAUGAACUAAAUGAACAAACCUUUUAAUCAGUUAUUAAUAAUAAGGGAUAUAAAAUUACGAAAUAAAGAAAGUAGUGAGGAUUGAAAAAAGGGAAAUUAUCAAUAAAUGAAUGUUAAAGAUGUUUUGUUUUUUAAGUAAUGAUGGUCAUUAAUAUUAAUAUCACAUAACAGAGUGUCUGUAUGUAAAUUUAAAGAAAUUUGUUGAAUUUGAAGCAUUGAAAUGUUUAACUUUGAAAACCAUCUGUAUGAAAUUUCCAAAAGAUGAACCAACUAAUCAUUUCAGCUUUAGUUUGUUUUAAUGUCAGAUGCUAAAAUUCAAGAUUAAAUGUCCAUGUUCAUGUCACAUGACCCAAAAAAAAGCUGUAGUUUCUAAAUUUACGAAAUGUGAAACGACCUUCCGGAAGUUUCAAAUUAAAAUGUCAUAAAUUCACACAGACGGAUUUUCAAUUAGAAUAUUAAAAUGUAAUUAAUAGUAAUAAUUUAAUUUCACUAUUAAAUAUUCUGUAGUGGUUAUAUUUCACAGUUUGCUUUAAGAAUAAUUUAUAUUUAUGGCCUUUCUUUGCUUCCAUACGACACGACCUGCAACAAACACAGCGUCUGUGGAUUCAUGUGUCAAACGACUUGAGUGGUGAAUUAUGCACAGAGAGAGUUAGCAUGUGCAGCUAAUGUGCAGCUAACAGCUGUGGCAGGAUUUAGCAGUCAGAGUGAGGAUUGCACUUCUAAAAGCCAUAUCCACCGGGACAGUGAUGCUUUGCUGCACAAACUUUAUAGUGUUAUGUUUUUAAAAAAAAGUUUUCCUUCCUUAUUAUAUCAAAUUGAUAUUUUUGGAUGUCUGCAGCUCUAUUUAAUAACAGUGACAUAAAGGCAGGAAGAAAAAUAUUUUCUAACAAGCAUUCAGGGAGAUUUUAAAUCAUUUACCCCAAGUAAAAAAUGUAAAGUCUGCUGAUCAGCUGGUGUCAGACCCAACAUCAUCUCACAGAGCACAAAGGACAAUCAGCUGGUUUCCACGUCCUGCAAUUACUGUGUGCUGAUUAUCAAAUAUUAUAUUAAAAUAUAAUAAUAUAAUAUAUAUGGUGGAAGAAAUACUCGGAUCAUUUACUAAAGUAAAACUGCCAGUACAACAAUUUUAAUGAGCCAGUUUUUAGACUUUUAUAUAUAAUUUCUUUUUUUUUCUUUGGGCCUCAAACAGUAAUUUAAAUGAAACCAACAGCUCAACAACAACUAGACACUGUUUUUGUCUGGACUCCAACAGCAGGGCAGCCCUUUAAUCUGGAAAGUCCCUGACUGACUGACUGACUGACUGACUGACUGACUGACUGACUGACUGACUGAUCGUAUUUCCACCAUUGAUCAGCCGAGUGCCACGGCUUUAGUUUACAUGUUUGGUGAUGUGGUCGGACGACGUCGCGUUAUAAAAUCAGGAUUUGACCACAUGCGGUCCAGACAUGUACAAGGUUCUUACUUCAUCUUGUUGUAAGAAAUCACAAGGAAAAGAAGGUUGUUGGGAAUCACUGUUACACCUGUAUUUUAUGUGUAUUAUGUUUUUUUAAUGUAAAAUCUUUACCUGAAAAAAUAACAAGUUACUACAGCUGUAAGAAAAAUGUUGUGCAGUAAAAAGCAGAAUAUUUCCCAAACGUAUAAAAGUAGUAUAAAAUGGAAAUAUUCAAGUAAAGAACAAGUACCUUUAAAUUCAAGACAGUUACUUUCCACUGCUUCAUAUUCGUGCUGCGUUUGUGGACACGUAGAAUGAUUUGUGCCUUGAACCUGAAGCGGGUCUGACACCAGCUUCGAUCAGAGGCUGAACACUAGUUUAGAGUCUGCUGAGUGAUAUCCACACUUUGUUUUAUUGUUUUUAAAGACACACAAGUGGCUAAGGGUUGUUCACAUUUGAAUAUUUUGGUUGAAGAACUGUAUAUUUGGAGCUCAAACCCUCGGCCACAGGUCUGCACUGUACGUGCCCCUAAAUUCACAAGUUCAAACCCCUGUAGCUGCUGUAGUUUGAAAGGCACUGCUAAAUGAUGUCUGUUAAAACAAAAAAAAAAAGGGCAGAGCCCAGAUAUGUUUUCUCCUGCACUCCUUUUCUUGUAUGAUGACUGUAGUCUCCGGGUUGGUCGCCUCCGGCUCAGAUUUACCGCACCACACCCGACUCAGUGCUAGCACAGCGGACAGGAGGGCCAGGAGCUCGUCCUCAGGCUCCAGGUGGGUCAGCGGGUGGAGGUGGAGGUGGAGAGCUCACACAAAGAAAACGUGGAGUGUAAACUAACCAAAGUGUGAAGAACCUUGUAUAUCUGUGUUUUUGGUUUGAUUCUUUAAGCGGUAACUGCCUGGACUUUUGCCAAAUCUGUCGCCUACUGAAAAAAAAAAAAAAAGAAGAAAAAAAAACCCUGAUGAAAAGAUUUCAUGUUGUUUUUAUUUGGCGACAUCAGUGAAUGUCCUCUGCACUGUAAAUGUCCACUCCCCUCUUUACAUGCACGAGAGCUUCAGUAGCUACAAGUCAGAUACAAUAAGAGAUUGUUAGCGGCAUAAGCUGGCCUUUGUCGCCACUUGGAGACAAUGAUUCUCAGAAGAAGAAUUAAGUGCACCUCUGUUGUCGCAGAUCAUGUACAGAGAUUCCCUCACUCAGAAAUGUGGUAGUAUUUGUAUUUUGCAGAAGAAAAAAAAAAAACUUUAAAUAUACAGGCUCUGUUACAAA
This is a messenger RNA of Seriola aureovittata, 6438 nucleotides long. RefSeq names its product myocyte-specific enhancer factor 2C-like. NCBI's taxonomy places the organism in Eukaryota, Metazoa, Chordata, Actinopteri, Carangiformes, Carangidae. Gene Ontology annotation, biological process: positive regulation of transcription by RNA polymerase II. Gene Ontology annotation, molecular function: DNA-binding transcription factor activity, RNA polymerase II-specific; RNA polymerase II cis-regulatory region sequence-specific DNA binding; protein dimerization activity. The transcript is spliced from 11 exons. The coding region runs from base 484 to 1890 and encodes 468 amino acids. The record is from RefSeq and is a predicted model, not a curated record.